Didymodactylos carnosus is the source of this 1854-nucleotide messenger RNA. NCBI's taxonomy places the organism in Eukaryota, Metazoa, Rotifera, Eurotatoria, Philodinida, Philodinidae. The record is from the annotation of a GenBank genome assembly.
AUGGCCAAUCCUCAGGGCCCGGCCUCGGCUAUGAUUCAUCAAUCAAACCAAGUAUUAUAUCAUUCUGGUUUUGAUGCACAAUCGGGUCGAAUCAUAUCUCAUUCAUGUAGUAUGAAUAGUGGUUUUCCUUAUAAGCAUUGCUACCCUCAAGUGUCAUCACAACAAAUUCCCGCGCAAAAUUUCUACUGCUCAAAACUACCUUUAAUGAGCGGCAAUUUUCCUCAACAAGAUCACCAAGUGGUUUCACAUAUGCAACAACAAUUUGAUCCUUCUUUAUCUCAUCAACCUAAACAACAACAGUUUCAAAAUUCUUAUCAAAAUGGGGAUGAAGGUAAUACUGAUAAUGAUUUUAUCCCGGUUCGUAAUAAUAAAAAAACGAAGAUCCAUCAUCAGACAACUACUGGAUCUGUAACUCAUUCUUCUUCAUCGUACACUGUUCCGAGUCAGACUGCAUCAACAAAUACAGAUAGUAUUACUGAUUCGACAUCGUCUUUUUUACAUAUAUCCAAUCGUCGAUCAAAUAAUACUCGCUCAAACGUUAUCAUCAAUGGUGUAUCACAGCAAGCUCGUAGAUUUGCUGAAACAAGAUAUGCUUUUCCACCGUUCAUUAUUAAAUUUAAUCAAAAUGUUACAGAAAAUGUUAUUAUCCAAGAUCUUGAGCAACAUUAUAAAAAUAUUAAUAAUAUUAAUAUCGAAUUUGACGGUUAUCGGUUGAAACAAAAACAUGAGUUGUUAUUGUUUGUUAAAAAUCGAGAGUCGUUUGCGGCACUAUUCGAUGAAAAAACUUGGCCUCAAACGUUAGGUACUUUGAAAUUUACUCGGGUUUCGCCAAAACAUUUACCUCCACAAUUUUCCAUUGUUCUACGUAAUGUACCAAUUGAUCUUAGUGAUGACGAGUUGUUAAGAGAUAUUCAGGUGGAUCAUUUGGAUGUUUUCAACGCAUUUAGAAUCAUAAACAAAGAAAAGCAACCAACAACAUUAGUUCGUUUAGAUAUUAGUAACCCAACGACAAUGAAUGAUCUUCUACGCAAGAAAUUUAUGUAUGUUAAUAAUGUUCGCUAUUCAUUAAUGGAAUAUGUGAGCCCAAUUAAAGUUUUACUAUGUUCAAAAUGUUUUGAAAUCGGUCAUUUUCGUAGUUCUUGUACACAUCAAUUGGAUGUAUGUAAAACUUGUGGAGAAGGAGUAGCAGAUAUUAAACAACAUCUACUUCAAUGUAAUAAGCGACAAAAUUGUGUACGUUGCAAUGGUGAUCAUGAAUCAAAUGACGUUCGUUGUCCUUUGAUAAAAAGUUAUCGUUCAGCACUAACCAAAUCAUUAUUAACAACAAUAACAACAACGAGUAAUAACAACAAUUAUCAAAAUAAACAGGGAUAUUUUCAAGUUGCCGAGAGUGAAUUCCCAUUGCUUGUUAAUCGUCGUUCAAAUCACUUCAACGAUCGCUUAUCAACUUUAGAAGAUAGAAUGAAACAGCUUGACGAUAACUUAAAUCGAAUUAUCGACAUGAACGAACGAUUCGAAAAAGUAUUAAAUAAACAAAAACAACUAAUGGAAAUACAACAGAUUGAUGUAACAUUUCAACAAGAAUUUGUUAGUCAAUUUGUUACUCCUGUUUGCCAACUUGUUUUAGAAAUUGUUCCAUCAUUAAUUGAGCAAAAUAUGGUCAAAGAUUCAUCAAUAUUAGCUCCAUCAUUAACAGCGUAUUGUGAUAAACUUACAAAUGGGUUUACCAAAUGGAUGACGAGACAUACAGACAAUGAAGAUAAAAAACAGGAAUUAGUAUUAAAACUAAGGCACUCUCAUCAACAACCAGGAAGUAAGAUAACACAGAGUGAUGAUAAUCAAAACGUCAUAUGA